Zasmidium cellare ATCC 36951 is the source of this 495-nucleotide messenger RNA. RefSeq lists its product as uncharacterized. The record is from RefSeq and is a predicted model, not a curated record. The transcript has 3 exons. The coding region runs from base 1 to 495 and encodes 164 amino acids. Lineage: Eukaryota; Fungi; Ascomycota; Dothideomycetes; Mycosphaerellales; Mycosphaerellaceae.
AUGGCCAACGGCAAGGUCGACUGGGACUCGCAAGCCACCUGGCAGCGUGUUAUCGCGGCUAUCCUCGCUACUGGCGUCAAGGUCGAUCUCAAGCAAACCGCCAUGUACUUCGGCACCACGUACGACACGCUCGAGAACCGCUUCCGCAAGAUCAAGAAGGAGUCCGCCGUCCUCAAGGAAGAAGUCGAGCGUGGCGAGCGCGGCGAAAUCGCGCCCUCGCGUACCAAGUCCAAUCCAUCGACACCGCGCAAAGCCACUCCGAAGAAGGCAGCCCUCAGCGCUGUCACCAACGGCCGCGUCGCCAAGAGCACCCCCAACAAGAACAACCGCAAAGGCAGCAUCAAGCGGGAGAUGUCCGACGAUGGCUUCGCCUCUGCGCUGGAUAGCUUCACCACCGGCGAAGACUUCUCCUUCACCAGCGAUGCGCACUCCGGCCUGAUCAGCUACGACCAGCUCAACGACGACGACGACUUCGGCAUCAAUGGCUUCGUCUGA